This is a messenger RNA of Lichtheimia ornata, 3660 nucleotides long. RefSeq lists its product as uncharacterized. Bases 1 to 3660 code for a protein of 1219 amino acids. Gene Ontology annotation, molecular function: guanyl-nucleotide exchange factor activity. The transcript is spliced from 11 exons. Gene Ontology annotation, cellular component: plasma membrane. The record is from RefSeq and is a predicted model, not a curated record. NCBI's taxonomy places the organism in Eukaryota, Fungi, Mucoromycota, Mucoromycetes, Mucorales, Lichtheimiaceae. Gene Ontology annotation, biological process: positive regulation of GTPase activity; Ras protein signal transduction.
AUGCAUGCCAUGCCAUACGAACACACCAAAACACUGAUAACUAGCAAGGUUUGGAAAGAAUUUGCAAGCGCUUUAUCGACGAUUUUGACACUUGUGCCGCAUGCGAUCAACAAUACACCAUCAUCCUCAUACAACAACAGCAGCGAACACCACAAGGAUGAUACAUUACUUUCGGCUCUUGGUAAUGCAUCAUCCGUAUUAUCACUUGCAACGAAUGCUCUCAUAUCAGCAGACAAGCAGCAACAUCAGGAUACCCCUUCAUCUCCUUCUACAAGCAAGCUCCGCCGACGUAUCACCUCCACGGUCAAAAGCAGGGCAGCACUUUCACGUACAGUCACUCGAAAGGCAGCCACCACCACCACCAGUGCUGCUGCUGCACAUUCUUCUCCUUUUCCUCCUUUUUCUUCUCAGCAACAAACAUCCACUACUACUCCCGCCUUGUAUACUCUUGAUGCCGAUAUUGAGCGUGUACAACGUAUAUCCUAUGACGUUCUCCUUCUUCUCCAGCAACUUAUCAUGCAACUUGAUUGCAUGGAUGAAUACCACGAUACCGAUGUUAGCGCGAUCCAUGCAUCGUUAAUUGCACGUGUCGAGCAACUCGUGGACGCAUUGCUUGGAAUGUCAUCACCACCACCACCACCGCCAGUUUCACCCCUUACUCCAAGGGUGAAAACACUUUACAAUUCAGCAUCCUCACCUAACUUUAGAAAAAGUAAUAAUGACCGAGCCAUGGAUACCAAAGCUGUCCAUUAUAAUCCAAAUCGACAUUCCAUGUCACAUGAGUCCUAUACAUGCACAACAAAGCACGUAUCCCAGCAACAACAAAAACGGUCCACAGGCACAGUGGGAUUUCGAUUCAUGCGUAGCAUUUCUUCCUCGUUUCGAAGCAGCCAUGCCAACGCCUCUUUUUCACGUGAUUUGAAACAACAUCAUCGAUCACCAUCACCACCACCCAUUCCACCACGAUCUAGCAUAUCAUCGCUUUCUUUUUCAGAGCCCACGACCACAUCAAGUGACUGUGAUAGUGUCCCUCGAUUGAUUCACAGUGUUGGAAGCGCAUCCUUUGAUGAAAACGAUUCAAUCUCCACAUGGUCUACCAGUAAAAGUGCAACGCCUUCUUCUAGCAUGGCAACCAAACAGCAACGAUCAUCAUCCACAAAAACAAGUGCCAUGCGUGCCAUUCGAAUGCUUUUUGGAUCAGCUAUUAUUCGUCCCGUUACCAUUAUUACAAAACAAGACCAAAAGAUACGAGAAGCACAACAACAGCAACCAAUAACAUCCUCUCGCAAUAGCAGCCACCACCACCACCACCGCCAUUAUAACAGCAAAAGGUGGUCACAAAUCAGUAGCAGUGAUACCACGACCACAGCGAGUGCCAGAUCAGCAUGUUUUCUUGAUGGCGAUGAUGAUGGUGAUGAUACGAAUCAAUGCCGCCUUAUCAACAGCCGACGAUUAUCAGGAAGUGGCAUACCUCUUCUUUUCACGCCAACCACAUCCCUCGGUCUCAACACGAGCAAAUUCUGGGAAGAGAUCCAUUCCAAAAAUGAGCAGGAUGAGGUCUUUUUAUCAAGCACCUAUGGACCCAUAUCACCCCUUCAUGUGGAUACCACUACUACUUCACCUCCUCAAGGUAUAGAAGAUACAACUGAAGCCUCUUCAGCUCGAUCAAAAGAUGCAUUAUCCACCACAUCCUCCUCCUAUUUCUCUGCCCGCUCCUCUUAUUCAUCAGACUCAAGUCUUCGCUGUUUAUCAUCCCAAGGUGUUUCAGAUUCCAAGCAACAACAUCGAGUCGAUAAUGCUGAUAUGGUACAACAACAUGAAGAAGAAUAUCGCCAUGCAUCCAUUUAUGAUUCCAAUAACAACAACAACAAUGAAAGUAUCUCUGACAAGGCUACGACUACCACCACAGGACAUCACCAUCCAUUGCGAUCCACCUUAUUGUCGAAAGCCAUGCUACUUGCCGAUAACAACUCGCCACAACCGCAACAUGUGCCUAAUUAUCAUUCAGUGGGCACCAUUGGGAUCGGUAACUUGUCAUCGGUCUUGUCAAAGCAAUGGAUGUUGCAUAGUAUGCGAGCCAUCAAGUCAAGCAGUAGUAGUAACAACCAUCAUCGAGCACCCAUUCCAUCCAUGUUGCAGCAAUCAUCCACAGAAAGGCCCAUGACACAACGAUCGAUGGUUGAGGAGGAUAUCUCGUUAUUAUCCAACAAGGAUGAUUACACUUACAUCGAAGAGAAUGGCCAUGUGACAAUGAUACUUGAAACAAGAUCACGAUGCAAGUGCGUGGUUGUAGCAGGGACAUGUAACAAGUUGACUGAAAAGCUGGCUGAUGAUGGUGUACAAGACUUUGAUUACAUUGAUACAUACCUUCAAAGCCAUGCGUCUUUUAUAUCAUCGGUGGACUUGCUGGAUCAAUUGGCCAAGCGUUUCAAUAGCACUGUUCAGUCAUGUAUUCAAAUCAAGUUACUGAAUGUGAUGGAGCGAUGGGUGAAGUUCCAAUACGACGAUUUCAAGAAUGACCGUUUGUUGUUGAGGAAGCUGUAUGCGUUCUUGACAAGCAGUGAAGAAAAGCGACCUGAAUUGCAAAAAGAGUUGGGCGGUAUUCGUGACGCAUUGUCCAUGCAGAUCGCACGGGAUCAAGGCAGGUCUCCUCUGUUGUAUCACCGAAGAUCACUUGACAGCUCCGCCAUGUCGACACCUCUCUUGAUGCCAUCACGUAACAUGUCUUCAACAACACUAGGCGGUGGUGGUGGUGGGAUUGUUGCUUUAUCAUCAACGCUUUCGGUGCUAUCAUGCCUUGAAGCCAAACAAGUGGCACAAUACUUGACGUUGGCUGAUUUUCACAUUUUCAAAUCCAUCAAUGCAUACGAAUACAUGAGAGGCCAUUGGCGUACCAUGAGACGAGGUGAACCACUCUCAGCUACAGACAGCUACACUCGCAUCCUCACUAUCAGAGCAAAUAUGCUACAUCAUUGGAUACUGCAUGAAGUGUGUUCUCCAAAAAUGCCAAAGCAGCAACGUACCAUUCUUCGAAAACUGAUCCAAGUAGCAAAGCUAUGUAUCGAAUGGAACAAUUUUCAUACUGCCAUGAACAUUAUCCUUGCUUUACAAAGCCAAACGAUUCAAAGAUUACAUAACACGUGGGCUAUGCUUUCAAGUCGUGAUCUCACAGCAUUCCAAACAUUGCAGCAAUAUGUGGAUGUCUCCAACAACAUGGGCCACUAUCGACAAGCUCUUGCUGAUGUUCAAGCCCCAGCUGUACCAUUUUUCCCGCUCGUGCUCAAGGACCUGGUUUUCCAUAUGGAUGGUAAUUCUACCAUCCUUUCACGCGAUCAACAUGGCCAUGACGGAAUGGAAGAACCACUUGUCAAUUUUGGGAAAUUCCGUGCUGUUACACGCAUGAUCGCCACGUUGACACAAUUGACAAGUCAAGAUUACUGGUUUGCAGCCGAUUUGGAUCACUGCCCCUUUUUGCCAAAUGCCCCCAUUACUAGACCACCUCAAUGCCAUCCAACAACAAGUACCCAUGUGCCACCCUUGGAUCGUGUUGCUGAACUUGUUGAAAUCAAAUUACGAGCAGUGGAAUCAUGUUACGAUGAUCCUCGUUGUAGCAUCGUAUCAGUAACAGCUUCAUCCCAAUCCACCACCACGGCCGAUUAA